Molecule: messenger RNA, 759 nt
Organism: Penicillium taxi
Lineage: Eukaryota; Fungi; Ascomycota; Eurotiomycetes; Eurotiales; Aspergillaceae
Product: MSF1 domain protein
Exons: 1
Coding region: 1-759 (252 amino acids)
Biological process (GO): phospholipid transport
Cellular component (GO): mitochondrial intermembrane space
Molecular function (GO): phosphatidic acid transfer activity
Source: RefSeq, a predicted model, not a curated record
AUGAAGUUCUUCGAAAAUAAAUUCACAUAUGAAUACUCCUUCCCCGCCGUAUCUCUAGCCUACUUCUUACGCUACCCGAAUCCUUACUCUCGCCAUGUUCUUACAACCGAUGUCAUUGAUCGCUAUAUCGACCCGAAGACCCAGCGUCUCCAUACCAUUCGGCUCCAUCUUAAAAAGUCAAAGAUCCCAUCAGGAAUUUUGAAGCUGCUACCAAAAGGAAUGGGUGGCUCUGACAAUUCCGGCCAGAGCUAUAUUCUUGAAACUACUGUGGUUGAUCCUAAAGAGGGCUGGAUGGAGACCGAUUCACGUAACAUGGAAUGGACCGGUAUUCUUAGUGUUGUUGAAAAGCAGCGCUACCAGGGCCACACAUCGGAAUCUGACAUGCGCGCCGUUGAUAGCGUCUCAAUGGAUAAGAGAGCUGAGCAGACCACCGUACGCACAACUGUGACCUUCCGAUCCCGACUCGGUCAGGGUAAACUUCUUGGCCGUAAAAAGACCGAUACAACUCCUGGUCAAAAUGAGGUCGAAGAAGAGGCUCCGAAGAAGGGAUUUUUCUCUGCUCUUUCCACUGCUGGUAUUCAGCGCUCAAUUGAGCUGAUUGGAGUCAGCAGAACUCGGGAUGCCGUCAUGAAGAGCAAGGAAGGAAUGAACGUGGUCCUGGAGCGACUGCGCAAGGGUGGAAUCGUCGGUGUUUUGGAGAACAUGCGACGAGAUCGUGAGGCAUUUGGACCGGUUGUCCCUGGAAGUACACGUGGUUGA